Molecule: messenger RNA, 981 nt
Organism: Strongylocentrotus purpuratus (purple sea urchin)
Lineage: Eukaryota; Metazoa; Echinodermata; Echinoidea; Camarodonta; Strongylocentrotidae
Product: interleukin 17-like protein
Exons: 3
Coding region: 75-542 (155 amino acids)
Cellular component (GO): extracellular region
Molecular function (GO): cytokine activity
Source: RefSeq, a predicted model, not a curated record
GAGAAAAUGAACUCGUCGAGGUUGCAAGCAGAAUUCAUUUUACGACUCAAUCAUCUGAUGGCGCUACUGGUUCAAUGCGCAUCAAGAGAAACGCUGACGCACCGAACCUUGAUCAGGCGGCGACUGAAGCCUGCAGGGACCCGUCAGAGGGAGAGCUUUAUGAGAUGCUGCACGGCCAAACUAUCGCGGGUAGUGGCACGGAGAUCCAGCAUUCCUAUCUUAACAACACAUGCCCUAGGUCGCUCUUGGAACGCAAUCAGGAGCCUCUCGAGUCCAGAGCGCUAUGUCCUUUUGUCAUGGAGACAGAUACAGACGUAGAGAGAUACCCACAAGACAUACUUUCCGCCAGAUGCGCGUGCCGUGAUUGUAUUAACCCUUACAACAAUGGCUUCAUUACAAACCCAGGCGUUGACUGCAUGCCAGUUGUACGCGAGAUGGAGACGCUUAGACGCGGACAAUGUGUGGGUGGUGUUUACCGUUAUGAGAAGCAGAGAACCAAAGUUCCAGUGGCUUGUGUAUGUGCCAGGAGGCUUGCAGUAUGAGGGUUUCAACUUUGAAACAAGAGGACCAAAUACCUAAGUAAGAAUUGUGACUUCAUCUUCUCUACAUUUCAUUUCAAGUGAGGGCGUCCUUUCAUUCAGUACUAUUACGUGUGCCGUAGGUUAUCUUUGCCUUUGUUAUUUAUUGACUAUUUAAAACGAUAGUGUAUUGAGAGAGAUAGUUGUGACACGCGAAUUUAAACGUAUUUACGAGAUGGGUCAUAUGUUAAAUAAUGGAGCUCCAAAAAGCUCCCUUCCGGGUACAAUUUGUAAGAAAGGAAACUAUUUGUGUUUUUUAUGAAAUGCCUGACCAAUCAGUAGCAACUUCCGGUGACGUAACUAUCUCUCUCAAACAGAUAUGUUUAAAAGUAUUUACAAAUCCCUUUUAAUAUAUAUGAUUAUGAUAUACCUGUUCAAAAUGAUUUCAUGUGUAUGUACCUCA